Messenger RNA from Racocetra fulgida, 272 nucleotides. The record is from the annotation of a GenBank genome assembly. NCBI's taxonomy places the organism in Eukaryota, Fungi, Glomeromycota, Glomeromycetes, Diversisporales, Gigasporaceae.
AUGACUGUAGUGCAACUAGAGAAAGGCGCAGAGCUUGAAAUGGUGUACCUCGAAACUGGCAGGCCAAAUUCCAGUCAAGACAAGCGCCAGCGAGACCAUAAAAAAUUAAUACGAUUUUCUAAAGAUUCUAUCGACACUACUAGAAAAAUAUCAAAGCUUAAAAGGUUAGAUGGUAAAGGAUUUCUUAAAUCUUUAGAUACCGAAAUCCUUGCUCAAGAAGAUGGUGUCCUAAACACCCACAGCAAAAGGACAGGUGAUCUUCAGAAAUUAGA